Messenger RNA from Closterium sp. NIES-65, 2082 nucleotides. The record is from the annotation of a GenBank genome assembly. NCBI's taxonomy places the organism in Eukaryota, Viridiplantae, Streptophyta, Zygnematophyceae, Desmidiales, Closteriaceae.
AUGAUUCAGUUCUACUCUAACCUUCAUUUCCCACAUGGUAUAGAGCUCACUAUCCUAGGCCUCCUCUCGUUCCAAAGGCCCACCCGGCCGCCGCAACCCCCGGCCUUCAUAUUUUUUUUUCCCGGCUCCUCCGCCGUCUUCCCCCUUCCCCCCUUAGCGCCCUCCUCUUUCCGCAGCCUCAUCCCCGCCUCCGCGCCCACCGUCGCCCCGGCCUCCCCAGCCGCCGCCUCCCGCGCCGCUCUCCCACCCCCCUCACGGCCUCGUCGCCGCCUCUGCGCCCGCGCCGUCACGGCUCCGCCAGCCGCCGCCGCCCGCGCCGCUCCCCUCCGCGGGCUCGUCGCCGCCUCUGCGCCCGCGCCGUCGCGGCCUUGCCAGCCGCCGCCGCCCGCGCCGCUCCUCCCCGCGGCCUCUACGCCGCCUCCGCGCCCGCGUCGUCGCGGCCUCGCCAACCGCUGCCACCCGCGCCGCUCCCCUCCGCGGCCUCGUCACCGCCUCCGCGCCCGCGUCGUCGCGGCCUCGCCAGCCGCCGCCGCCCGCGCCGCUCUCCUCCGCGGCCUCGUCGCCGCCUCCGCGCCCGCGUCGUUGCGGCCUCGCCAGCCGCCGCCGCCCGCGCCGCUCUUCUCCGCGGCCUCGUCGCCGCCUCCGCGCCCGCGUCGUCACGGCCUCGCCAGCCGUCGCCGCCCGCGCCUCUCUUCUCCGCGGCCUCGUCGCCGCCUCCGCGCCCGCGUCACCGCGGCCUCGCCAGCCGCUGCCGCCCGCGCCGUUCCCCUCCACGGCCUCAUCGCCGCCUAUGCGCCUCUUGCAGCUGACAAAUUUGCCAUUAACUGGCACUCGUUCGUCGGCAGCAUCCGCCGAGUCCUCAACGAUGCAUGGAUCCCCCCCUACCGUGUCCUUGACGUAAUCCUCCGCCGCCCCCAUGCCCUCCCACCCACCGAACCUGACCACCCCGGCGAGACCCCUCCUCUCCCUCCUCCUCCUGGCGACCCCCCCCUUGAGCCCGAGCUCCAGAUCACCGCCGACCAGUCCACCGCAGAUGCUGAUUUCAUUAUGCGCCGCCGUGCUUACCUGAUCCGCAAAGCCGAAUACGAUGCAGCAGCUGAUGCCUACGCUCAGCUGGUGGCUGGCCGCACUGCUCACCUCGCCGUCGUUGCCGAAUACACCGACGAUAUGGCUACCUUCACCUCCAAGUUCAUCGCCUGGUCAGCCGCUGACAAUCGAGCAUGCACUGUCAUCCUCGGUGCUCUCCCUGACUCCCUCAUGCGUCGCUUUCAGGCCCGGGAACUCCGCGCCUCGGUGAUAUGGAUAGAACUCCAUGCUAUGUUCGAACGCCGCGACAUCAGCUCGGUGGGAAUCCUCUUCCAGGAAUACCUUUCUAUUACCCUCGCCACCUGUGACGCAGUAGUAGACUAUGUCGGCCGCAUGCGCGAGGUAGCCGAUCGCCUCGAAGCCCGCCAAGCCGGCCUCUCCGAGCCCUUCCGAAUCCAUCGCCUCCUCUUCAACCUCACCCCUGACUAUGAAUCCCCCCUUCACGCCUUCACCGAAGCCAAUCCCAUGGCCGAUCUCGCUUCAGUUGAACAGUGGAUCAUUGAUACUGAAGUCAAGCUUCGCACCCCCAUGGUCAACCUCACCUCCUCCCACCCUCCCUCCUCCUCUCUCAACGCUACUCAGCCCCGCAAGCAGGGCAAAAGCAACGGCAAGGGGGGAGGUGGGGGCAAGGGAGGCAGCGGCCAGGGAAACAGCGGCAGAAGCAGCCGUGGUGGCUCCACUGGGGAUGAGCACGGCACCCCUAGUCAGAGCGGUCCCUCUGGGAACCGCGGGCCCCGCCCUGGAACUCUCCCUCCCUGCACCUAUGUCCGUCGCUACGGUCCCCGGGCAGGGACACCCUGCGGUCAAACCACCCAUCCCCUUAACACCUGCUUCAAGGCUCUCGAUGAUGCCUGCACUCCCCCCUGGCAGCAGCAGCAGCUGAACUUUGGCACAGCAGCCACAGCUGCUAAGACCUCCCCUGCUCCCCUGUGGGGUGCCCCACCUCCUCCUGGUAGUGGUGUCUCUCCCCUCACCCAGGAAAGUUCACGGUGCUAA